AUGGAUCGCCCCAGCUACCUGGAAGAGGACUAUUCUAGCCUGGAUGGGCUGGACGAUGACGUGUUUCACUCUGAUGACUUUGGACUUGCAGGCAGUGCUGGUUACCGUUUACAUGUUCCUCCAGCUGGCUUUGCGUUGGAUCCGCACCUGCAGGAGGAGCCUGGGGAAGGCCAUCGGGAGGCGCGUGCCGAGGUGCAGCUGGCACGGAAGCUGCAAUGCAUUGCUGACCAGUUCCACCGGCUCCACAUGCAGAGGCAUCAGCAGAACAGAAAUCAAGUGUGGUGGCAGCUUUUUCCCUUCCUACACAACCUGGCCUUGCAGACAGAGGCGAACAGGAACGGCCCCGGGCAGAGGUGA
Molecule: messenger RNA, 357 nt
Organism: Indicator indicator
Lineage: Eukaryota; Metazoa; Chordata; Aves; Piciformes; Indicatoridae
Gene: BMF
Product: Bcl2 modifying factor
Exons: 3
Coding region: 1-357 (118 amino acids)
Biological process (GO): apoptotic process; negative regulation of autophagy; positive regulation of apoptotic process
Cellular component (GO): myosin complex
Source: RefSeq, a predicted model, not a curated record